Spathaspora passalidarum NRRL Y-27907 is the source of this 832-nucleotide messenger RNA. RefSeq lists its product as uncharacterized. The transcript has a single exon. Bases 152 to 712 code for a protein of 186 amino acids. NCBI's taxonomy places the organism in Eukaryota, Fungi, Ascomycota, Pichiomycetes, Serinales, Debaryomycetaceae. The record is from RefSeq and is a predicted model, not a curated record.
AGAUCUCGAAAGUAACAGACGAGUAUGGCAAACGUCCUAGCCAUGCUGUCAAUAUAAAUAACCAUUCAUUUUCCUGGUUUUCCCUGAGAAGAAUUGAUUUCAGAAUUCAUCUUUAAACUAAUUUAUCUAAUAAUAGUAAAUAAUAAUUAAAAUGCCAGGAAAUCACAUGCUUAUUGCUAGAGAAGAAUCAGAUAUGAUGUCUCAAAUGACUGGUAUGGUGCCAACUAUGACAUCUGGAAUGAUGCCUGGAUUGGAAACAUCCGGUGGUGACAGUAUGAUGAUGAGCGACACCAUGAUGAAGAGUGACAUGACGAGUGACAUGAUGAGCGACAUGAUGAGCGACACCAUGAUGAAGAGUGACAUGAUGAGCGAAAGUAUGACGAUGAGCGACACUGUGGUGAUGAGCAACCCCAUGAUGAAGAGUGAUAUGUCAUCUAUGGGCGGUAACGGUACUAGAAUUGGUGGUGGCCCUCCAGGUGGUCCUGGUAGAACAGCAACCAGGUCUCUUCCAGGAGCAGGAUCAGGAACUGGUGAUGACGAUAUGAUGAUGACUUCCUCCCCUGACGGUGAUUCUUCCGCUUCUGAUUCUUCAGAAAGUGGUGGUGCUACUACAUCCACUGGGAACGGAGCUGGCGCUGUUGCUGCUAAUUGGAAGAAGUCAGCUGGUGUUGCUUCUAUUGUUGGUCUUUCUUUUAUUUUAAGUUUGUUGUAAGUUAUAACUAAUUUUAUAUACAUUAGAAUAUGAUUUGAGUUUUCCAUAAAUAGGUUACAAAAAGUAUAACAAUUUUUGCAGCUAGUAAAAUAUUUUGUAAGGUUCUUUUCUACAGAUCUG